AUGGCUAAAAGCGCAGAGGUCAAACUGGCAAUAUUUGGGAGAGCAGGCGUGGGCAAAUCAGCUCUUGUAGUGAGAUUUCUGACCAAACGGUUCAUCUGGGAAUAUGAUCCCACUCUCGAAUCAACCUAUCGACAUCAAGCAACCAUCGAUGAUGAAGUUGUUUCCAUGGAGAUACUAGAUACCGCUGGUCAGGAAGACGCCAUUCAGAGGGAAGGCCACAUGCGCUGGGGGGAAGGCUUCGUGCUGGUCUAUGACAUUACUGACCGGGGAAGCUUUGAGGAAGUGCUGCCACUUAAGAACACCCUCGACGAGAUCAAAAAGCCCAAGAAUGUGACUCUCAUCUUGGUUGGAAACAAAGCUGACUUGGACCACUCCAGACAGGUUAGUACAGAAGAAGGGGAGAAGCUAGCCACAGAAUUAGCCUGUGCUUUUUAUGAGUGUUCUGCCUGCACCGGAGAAGGGAACAUCACUGAGAUCUUCUACGAGUUGUGCCGGGAAGUGCGUCGCCGGAGGAUGGUGCAGGGCAAGACCAGGCGACGCAGCUCCACGACACACGUGAAGCAAGCCAUUAACAAGAUGCUCACCAAAAUCAGUAGCUAG
This is a messenger RNA of Cynocephalus volans (Philippine flying lemur), 600 nucleotides long. RefSeq names its product RAS like estrogen regulated growth inhibitor (gene RERG). Gene Ontology annotation, molecular function: GTP binding; GTPase activity. NCBI's taxonomy places the organism in Eukaryota, Metazoa, Chordata, Mammalia, Dermoptera, Cynocephalidae. The transcript is spliced from 4 exons. The record is from RefSeq and is a predicted model, not a curated record. The coding region runs from base 1 to 600 and encodes 199 amino acids.